UACAAUGCCAAGGCUACGCAAAGUCACUGCAGGUAAAUAGAAAGACUGCAGUCACACAUAGAGAGAGCGCUCCCAAAGCACUGCCGAAUGGCAGAGUAAAAGCGACUCUUCAUCGCUAACUCCCGCCUGCGUGCAUUCGACGUAACUUUUCAAAAGCAACUCCCCUUCGGAUGUGUAGGUUGUGUCCUUUGUCCACAGUUCGGGCUAGUAGCUGGGUUUAUUUUACGCCUGCUACGUUAGUAGCUGGGAACCAAACGAGAUGGGGGCGAAGUAGGUGGCUCGCUAGCUAGAUAAGAGGUUGGACUGUCUGUACUGCAGUGGCUGUGGGUAGCCUUGGUUGUGGUAUGCAGACUAAGUAGCUAGCUAGCAAGGAUACGAUUGAAGAAGGAAAACACAGAGUUAAGUGUAACGGCAUUCUCGCCUGCUGUGAAGUGAAUGUUUGAAUUUGCAGUGUGUUUUAUACACGACUGCUACCAGGUUGCUAGCUAGAAGCGACAUUGAACAGAGAGGGAAGGAGAAACUUUCCAGCCUGACGCAGAACCGCAAACAUGCAGUUGACAGAGCUCCUUGCUUCAGGAACCUUCCUGGUCCUGCUCCUUGUCCGGUGGUCCGACAGCCUUUCCUUGUCCCCGGAAGAAGCUAACCAGUUCUUGAGGAGACACAGGAGAGCGAAUCACGUUUUUGAGGAGACGAAACAAGGGCACCUGGAGCGAGAGUGUGUGGAAGAGAAGUGUAGCAAAGAGGAGGCGAGAGAAGUAUUCGAGAACGACCCUGAAACAGACUACUUCUUUCCAAAGUACUUAGCGUGCAUGGAGAAGUUCGGAGACACGGACAAGAAGAAACAAGACCUGAUCACCUGUGUUCACAAUAUUCCAGACCAGUGCUCUCCGUCUCCCUGUAAUCCUCGAGGUACGGUGCGCUGUGAGGACAAAAAGGGUGACUUCCUCUGCCACUGCUUCACUGGCUGGACAGGAGUCCGUUGUGAGAAAGAUGUCAACGAGUGCAACAAGAGGAAUGGAGGAUGUGACCACGAGUGUAACAACACUAUGGGUAGCUACCAUUGCUCCUGUCGCCGCGGUUACAUGCUGGUCGAACGCAAGUUGUGUAACGAUGUGGAUGAGUGCCAGGAUCCAGGGAUGUGUGGGACAGCGAGGUGUGUGAACCAGGAUGGAGACUAUGACUGUCUGUGUGAGACGGGAUACAUUUACGACAACAACACCAAGACCUGCCUAGAUGUGGAUGAGUGUGAGCAGGGAGUGUGUGAGGAGUGUGUUAACACGCCCGGUAGUUUCCGGUGUUUCUGUGACGGUCGGCAGGGCAAGAAGUUGAGCCACGACCUCAGGAGCUGUCAGGAGAUCACUACAUGUGUCUCUCUCACCAUGAAGAGGAACUCCCGUUCUCUCUACCUGGGCCGGAUGUUCAGCGGAGUCCCAGUGGUCAGGCUACGCUUCCGCAGGAGAGUCCAGACUGGGUUCUCAGCUGAGUUUGACCUCCGUACCUUUGACCCGGAGGGGGUCAUCUUCUUCGCUGGUGGUCACCUGAACAGUUCCUGGAUUGUUCUGGCAAUGCAUCAUGGGAAACUGGAGCUGCAGCUGAGGUACGGGGCGGUCAGCCGGGUCACCAGCAGCGGGCCCGUCGUCAACGAUGGACAGUGGAGAAAGAUCUCAGUGGAGGAGCAGGGGCGGAGUCUGGUGAUAAAGAUUGACAGGGAGGCGGUGAUGAAGAUAGCUGUGAACGGAGAUCUGUUCACCCUGAAGAAAGGCAUGCAUGAACUCAACCUGACUGUAGGGGGCGUCCCUUUCAAAGAGGACAGUCUCAUCAACCAGGUGAACCCGAGGUUUGACGGCUGUAUGCGUGAGUGGCGCUGGUUAACAGGAGAGGAUACGUCCAUUCAGGAGACCAUCAGGUCUAAUGACAACAUGCAGUGUUUCAGUACAGAAAACCCCGGAACCUAUUACCCUGGGACAGGCUUCGCUCUGUUCAACAUCACAUACGCAGAGUCCCAGUCUCUGAGUAUCCAGCUGACUCUGAGACCAGCCUCCACUGUUGGGGUUCUAUUGGCACUCGUUUAUCAGGACAGCGUCCCUCUCUCCAUCUCUCUGUCCGACUACCACAGAGACAACCAGGAAUGGCGGGAGUAUGUCCUGGUCUCUGUGGGUGAUGUGAUCGUGGCCAGCGCCCCGGCCUUCCUGUGUGAUGCAGAGGUUCAUGAGGUCAACGUGACGGUCAGUGGGAACCUGACCAUACUAGAGGUGGACGGUCAGCCUGGACAGAGUCACACCACACCUGGACAGGAGACGGUUGACCUCAGCCUGCCUUCAACCACCUUUAUAGGAGGGCUCCCCGACGUGCCCCUGGUGUCGACCCUGGUGUCAUCUUUCUACCGCGGCUGCAUGGAGGUGACGAUCAACGGCCUGGCUCUGGACCUGGACGAGGCCUUCCACAAACACAACGACAUCCGCUCCCACUCCUGCCCUCUGCUGGGGGGGGCCUUGUGACCGCUGCAGUCCCCUUCAGCCCCGUCCUCACUGGAGUUGGGGGAAGUUGCCCCUAGACACUGAUCUUGGGUCAGUUUGAUAUUUUCCCCCACAAAUGGUUAGGUUUAGGGGGAGUGGAAGCUGAUCCUAGAUCUGUAGCAAGGGGAAACUUCACCCCGUCCACUACAGUCCACCAUAACCCACAGGGCCUUAACCUAAGCAAGGAAUGAGUCCCAAAUAGCACUCUAUUCCCUAUAUGACCCCUAUGGGUUCUGGUCAAAACUAUUGGUGCACUAUUUAGGGAAUAGGGUGCCAUUUGGGAUGUACCCAGGAGCUGGCCGAGUGGCCAACCCUUCUCCUGGCCAACCCUUCUCCUGGACUACCCUCAGUCAUUCUGCUCUCAGCGUGAUCGAAUGUAGGAGCAGCACUCUCACAUCUGAGGUUGCUGGUUGCAGGUGCGUAGGAAAAUUCAGUGAUAUCUUGAAAACAAAAAUCCAAUAUCUCACGCUGCUCUUGCCAGUAUCUUUUAGUGUAAUAAGCUUAUGUAUCGGGCUCAUGGCCUUCGUCAGAGCUAACGGUGAUCAAACUGGAUCCAGAAGUGGAAUAGCUGGCAGUACUCCAGAAGAGGUUUGGUAAACUGACCCAGUCCCUUGUGGAAUAAAACCUAUAAGGUGUGUGUGUGGGGGUGUAUUCAGUAGCACAAGGCUUUGUUAUUGUAAAACUUGCACACCAUCGCAGGUAAAAAUGGACUGAGUUUAAUAAAAACAUCUGUUUGGUGCUUUCCAACUUAAUGCAAACUUAGUCUACCUGCAAUUUAGCUCUGCACACUGCCUACAGAUUACAGCAUAGGGCUAGGCCUUCUCUUAAUAUGACCCCAUUAAAAAACCUUCCUUACCCUCCAAACCAUGCUUCUAGUCCUCUACAGUUACAUCCACCCACCCUCAGCCAAUGAAACACUCCAUACUGUCCCCCUUUCACAUGCCCCUCCCUCCUUCCCUCAGUAUCACCAAUCAGCACACGCCAGGAAAACACUAAGCCAAUCAGAUUAGGCUAAUUAACAUGCAGUAACCAAUCAGACACACAGGGGAUGGCAUCGAGCACUGCUUCACCACACUGAGCUACUGAGAGAAUAGGAGUGUAAGCGCUGUAAUAUACUGUAUGUGUAAAUAAUGUGACUAAAUGCUUUUUAGAAAAAAUACAAAAGGAAAAAAAAAAAAACGACCUCAACGCAUCGAGAUAAUCAUCCAAAACAGUUUCACUUCUCUAAAGAAUGUCAGAAAAACAAAGAACAUCUUUCAUUAGGCCAAAAAGGGCUGCAGUAUUUCCUCCUCUGGGAUCUAGAGUUUCUGCUGAAUUUCACAAUGGAGCGGUCGAUGGAGGUUUUCUCUUCUGUGUUGUGUGUUAUUAUACUAUAGGUUUGUUUGGCUGGUGAUUUGUUCACCUGUCUUUUAGUCUUUACAUCCCUGAUCACAUCAAUUCAGUCUGUUUGAAAACUUAAUAAAGAUGAUGGCAUGGAGUUUUAAAA
Molecule: messenger RNA, 4002 nt
Organism: Salmo salar (Atlantic salmon)
Lineage: Eukaryota; Metazoa; Chordata; Actinopteri; Salmoniformes; Salmonidae
Source: RefSeq, a predicted model, not a curated record